Carcharodon carcharias (great white shark) is the source of this 5097-nucleotide messenger RNA. Its product is annotated as lysine-specific demethylase 2A-like. Gene Ontology annotation, biological process: protein demethylation; regulation of transcription by RNA polymerase II. Bases 1427 to 4990 code for a protein of 1187 amino acids. The transcript is spliced from 22 exons. Gene Ontology annotation, molecular function: transcription coregulator activity; zinc ion binding; protein binding. NCBI's taxonomy places the organism in Eukaryota, Metazoa, Chordata, Chondrichthyes, Lamniformes, Lamnidae. The record is from RefSeq and is a predicted model, not a curated record.
AAUGGCGGCCGAGCGGCUUUGGGCCCAAGUUUUGGCGGAUUGAAGGCCGGGGGGUCGGAGAUAGGGGACAGUUAACCCCGGGCCUGGGAUAGUCUCGUUCACCCCGGGCCUCGGACAGUCCAGUUAACCCAGGGUAGGAGCCGGCUCUGGGACAGUCCAGUUAACCCAGGACAGGGACCAGGUCUGGGACAGUCCAGCUAACCCAGGACAGGGACCAGGUCUGGGACAGUCCAGCUAACCCAGGACAGGACAGGGUCCAGGCCUGGGACAGUCCAGCUAACCCAGGACAGGACAGGGUCCAGACCUGGGACAGUCCAGCUAACCCAGGACAGGACAGGGUCCAGGCCUGGGACAGUCCAGCUAACCCAGGACAGGACAGGGUCCAGGCCUGGGACGGUCCAGCGAACCCAGGACAGGGUAGGAGCCAGGCCUGGGACAGUCCAAUUAACCCAGGACAGGAGCCAGGCCUGGCACAGUCCAGUUAACCUGAGACAGUCCAGUUAACCCAGGACAGGAGCCAGGCCUGGGACAGCCCAGUUAACCCGGGGGUAGGAGCGGAGACAGUCUGGUUAACUCGGGAUAGGGGAAACCGCCCGGUUAGCCUGGCGUUGGAAUUGCGCCUGCGAAAGCCCAGCUAAACCAGGAUCGAAGCAGGGAUUGGCAGAGCCCAGUUAAGCUGGGGCAUCAGAGCAGAACGGAUCACCCUGGGAUUGAGGCUGCACCGACUUCGGUCCUGUUUCCCCCAAACUCUGCGACCAGGGCCUCCCGGGACAGCGGUUUGACCGAGACGGGACAGGUUAAACCGGGACAGCAGUGCAGCUGCUUGGGAGCAGAGAAAAGGCGAUCCCCAAGGCUCUGCCGAGAGGCGUGAAACCAGGACAUCGGGCAUACGUGAGGGUCCCAGCAAGAUUCUGCACCUCAGACAGCAACAUCAAGAGAUUGCAAAACUGAAUAGUUGAACACGAGACAGGAGGGAAGACACCAACCAUCGACGAGAGAGGAUUAAGUCAAUGAGGUGCUGCAUGGGGACAUUUUGCUGUCUGAAUUGUGAGAAGCUAUUUUCAAACACGCAACUGACAAUCCGGAGAGGGUGACUGAAAGGUUUCCUUCUGAGAAGACUUUGCACAACAUUUGGGAGCGAAUUUAGACGGGAAAUCGGGUGGCUCAAUCGUGGAUGGAGCGGAGACCGAUCCAUUGACAGCAGGGAGUGAGAGAUUCGCUCUCUCUGAAAUUGCAGCCUUCUGAAAGGGCUAAACAUUCCCUUGUGGGGGAAAAAAAAAACACAACAAUUUUGGUUGAGAUAAGGAGAGCUCAGUCAUCUGGCCACGAGCACCACAGGGUGGGUAGCAAAGUUGCUGGAGGAAGAUUGGCUUUGCAAAGGGCGCGAGGAGGACUCGGACGCCCUCAGGAGACUUCAUCAGUGACAAUGGAGCCAGAGGCGGAACCGGAGUGUAGGAGCCGCAGGCUGCGUGCUGUUACACGACGCCGGUAUGAGGACGAUGGGAUCUCCGACGACGAGAUUGAAGGGAAGAGGACGUUUGACCUGGAAGAGAAGCUGGAGAGCAGCACGUAUAGUGCCAGCUUCGUCCGAUUUAUGGAGGGCAAAGAUUUCACCUUCCAGUAUGUCCAGCGAGACGGCUUGAGGUCGCCGCUCAUCUUCAAGAAGAAAGAUGGCCUCGGGAUCAAAAUGCCAGAGCCAGAUUUCAGUGUCAAUGAUGUGAAGAUGUUUGUGGGGAGCCGCAGGAUGGUGGACGUGAUGGAUGUCAACACCCAGAAGGGCAUCGAGAUGACGAUGGCGCAGUGGGUGAAAUACUACGAGACCCCCGCCGCCGAGAGGGAGAAGCUCUACAACGUCAUCAGCCUGGAGUUCAGCCACACCAAGCUGGAGAAUAUCGUGCAGCGUCCUGCCACGGUGGACCUGGUGGACUGGGUGGAUAAUAUUUGGCCCCGGCAUCUGAAGGAAAGGCAGACGGAGUCGACGAACGCUAUCGUUGAAAUGAAGUACCCCAAAGUCAGGAAGUACUGCUUAAUGAGCGUUCGAGGCUGCUACACAGACUUUCACAUCGACUUUGGAGGGACGUCCGUGUGGUACCACAUCCACCGAGGAGGCAAGAUCUUCUGGCUCAUUCCCCCCACGCCCUUGAACCUGGAGAUCUACGAGAGUUGGGUGCUGUCCGGGAAGCAAGGGGACAUCUUCCUGGGCGACAAGGUGGAGAAGUGCCAACGGAUUGAGCUGAAGCAGGGCUACACGUUCCUGAUUCCCUCAGGGUGGAUCCACGCCGUGUACACACCGGAGGACACGCUGGUGUUCGGAGGCAAUUUCCUCCACAGCUUCAACAUCCCGACGCAGCUCCGCAUUCACAACAUCGAGGACAGGACCAGGGUCCCCUCCAAGUUCCGCUACCCGUUCUACUACGAGAUGUGUUGGUAUGUCGUGGAGCGGUACGUCUUCUUCCUCACCAAGUGCUCGCACCUCACCAAACAGUUCCAGAGGGAGUCUCAGCUCAUCGAUGAAGGCACCGAGUCUGACGACACUGAGAAUGGUGAUGGUGUGAAGCUGGAGGAAGAGGAGGACGACAACGAGGAGACGGGCGAGCGGGAGAGGAGCCGCUUGCCCCUGCGCAAGGCGCACGGGGAGGUGGCGCCCGGAGACCGCAAUGGCCUCCUGCCGGACAGCCGGGACGCGGCCGGCCGCCCGCUGAAGCGGAGCCCCUCGUCCGAAUCGCUGGACAGCGGAGCGGGCGCCGUGGGGACGCAGGACUCGCCCCCCGACCGCUGGGUCUACCUGACCCAGUUUGAGCAGACGGGGCUUCAGGCCCUCGUGGACAAGCUGCAGUCGCUUCCCGACCACAAGAAGUGCGUCCCCUCUGGAGUACUGGAUCCAGACGCCCUCCUCCACGAAAUGCAGAAAGUCCUGGAAGAUCACAGGAACGACGACCCGAAGGUGGCUUGCUCCGGGUUCCCCAUCGUCAGGUGGCCCAAGAGACGUGACAAGCCCAAACCUCCGCACCGGCCCAAACACCGCCCGCCGGCGCCGCCCCUCAUCAAGCUGCCCUUGCUCAAGCCGACGCCGGGGUCCCGGAGGCGCAGGACCCGCUGCAAGAGGUGCGAAGCCUGCCGGCGCACGGAGUGCGGCAUCUGCCACUACUGCCGAGACAUGAAGAAGUUCGGAGGGCCUGGGAGGAUGAAGCAGUCCUGUGUCCUGAGGCAGUGCGAGGCUCCCAUCCUGCCGCACACGGCCCUCUGUAUGAUAUGCGAGGAGGUGGGCCAGAACGCCGAGGGGGAGAAUAACAGCGUUCGGGGGACGCUGAUGGAGUGCUCGGCCUGCAGUGAGAUCGUCCAUCCUGGCUGCCUGAAGAUGAACAUUUCCCUGGGGAUCAUCAGCAAGGAGCUUCCGAACUGCUGGGAGUGCCCGAAAUGUGUGAGGCAGGAUAGACGGAAACACGCCUUGGCGAAGAAGGGGCUGACUCUGAAGGACAGCAGUGAGGUUGCGAGGCAGCGGCAGAUAGCGGAGGCCAUGAGGAAGAGGGAAGAGCACAGCAGGAGGAUUCACGCGAUCGAGGCCGCCAAGCGCCGGCUGGAAGCUCUGCCCAAACGCAAGAAAUUCGACUACCUGUUGCUGCGGAAGAAAAGACUGGCAGCAGCCGAACAGAACGCGCGGAAAAAGAUCAAGUUCGAGAGGGAACAGAUUCUUCUGCGGACAAAACGGAAAGCUGAGGAUGGCCUCGAGUCCCCAGUCCGGGCCAAGAUCCUCCGGCCCCUGCGGAGCCGCGAGGACCUGGCUCUGGCUCUGGCUCCGUACCCGCGGCCCGGCUCCAGCAAGGAGGGCCUGAGGCCUGACCGCACCGAGCGAUUCCACCGGCGGCAGCUGCGGCGGUGCCCGGACCCGGGCCGUGCCAACCCCGCCUCCGGCAGCGGCGCCUCGCACCACCACCACCACCACCACCACCACCACCAUCGCCAGCUCUCCGAGAUCGAGAAGGCCAAGAUCAGGGGAUCGCUGCUGACGGUGAGACUCCACCGCUCCCCGGGGGACUUCAACGGUGCCACCGCCCACCACCGGUCCCCCGGCACCAGCCUCCGGCAGGCUCCCCGUGUGGUCAGCUGGCAGUCGGACUGUCAGUGCCAGCGGGACAACAACUCGCCCUCCUCCGACACCCCUCCUGAAGAUCACAUGAUGCAGCGUCACCUCUGGAUGUCCGUCUUUCGCUACCUAACACAAAAGGAACUGUGCGUCUGCAUGAGGGUCUGCAAAGCUUGGAGCAAAUGGUGUUGCGAUAAGAGAUUAUGGACAAAAAUCAACCUGAGCAGGUGUAAGUCCAUCACCCCUCUGGCCCUGGGCGGCAUCAGCAAGAGGCUGCCCGUCAGCCUGGACCUGAGCUGGAGCAACAUCUCCAGGAAGCAGCUUACUUGGCUCAUCAACAGGUUACCAGGUUUGAAAGAUCUCUUUCUAUCAGGUUGCUCCUGGUCAGCUAUCUCUGCUCUUAGUACCUCCAGCUGUCCACUGCUCCGCACCCUGGACCUUCGGUGGGCUGAGGGCUUAAGGGACACACAGAUGAGGGAUCUGCUCUGCACUCCAGAUAAACCAGGCCAACUGGACAAUCGCAGCAAGUUACGCAACGUGACGGAUUUCCGGUUAGCGGGCCUGGACAUCAGCGACGUCACCCUGCGGCUAAUCAUCCGCCACAUGCCCCUGCUCUCCCGCCUGGACCUCAGUCACUGCAGCCACCUGAGCGACCACUCCCUUAACCUUCUAACGGCCGUGGGAUCAUCAACACGCAACUCUCUCAGCGAGCUACAGCUAGAAGGCUGUAAUAAGUUGACUGACCAGUGCCUCAAUUACCUGAAGAGAAUCGGCAACAUCUCCUGCAUCAAUCUGCACAACUGUAAGCAAAUCUCGACAGGAGCGUGUGAACUGCUCCUCUCCGAACUCUCUGUAAAUGGCCUCUUCUGCCUGUCUGAAGAGAGGCAGAUUCGCAAGAUCAGCUGAGGACACGGAAGAGGAACCUCCCUCUUGCUCCCCCUUUCUCUUUCUCCCACCCUCCCUCCCCUCUCUCUCUCUUUCUUUCUUUUCCUCCACCACCCCACCUAUGGUUC